GUAUUAUUAUUUAUGAAUUCUAAGAAUGAAGGAAUCGAAAUGAAACCAAUCCUCAAAUAAGAUCGAGAGGAAAUUUCAAAAUAUGAUAUAACAAAAGCUGCCCAUCCUGGCAUUUGCUUUUUUCAUAUAUUUUUUAAAUUUUGUGCAUUUUUUUCAUAUCUAUUUUUAGGGUUAAUAAUAUCAAGCACAUUAUUUUAAUACAUCCUGAUUAUGAUUUUUCAUUCUUUUGACUUUUAUACUGUUAAGAAUAUUACAGGAAAAUUUUUGGUUGGUUUAAGAUGGUAUUCAGAUUUUACUCCAAAAGGAGAUGAAAUUUGGAGAUUUGAAUGUUUCGAUAAAUGCAAAAGAAGUAAAAUAGAUUCGUCAGUAUUUUGGACUUUUUAAUUUGGAGCAUCAUGUGCAUGGGCAUUUUUUGUAUUUACUAAUGUUUUGUCAUUUGAAUUUGUAGAUAUCAUAUUUGCUGGAAUUGGAGCGAGUUUAAGUUGGAUCAACUUAUGGGGAUUCUAUAAAUGCUCAAAAGAUUAAUAAAGAAAAAUGAAGGGAGUUCAAUCUUAUUUGACUAAAAAGGGAUUACAAAUGGCUGUUUAGAGUUGAGUUAGAAUUCAGUUAGAAUUUCAUAAAUUCUACAUUAGUUAAUAUUAUUA
Messenger RNA from Paramecium tetraurelia, 644 nucleotides. RefSeq lists its product as uncharacterized. The transcript has 4 exons. Gene Ontology annotation, biological process: vesicle-mediated transport; protein secretion. The record is from RefSeq and is a predicted model, not a curated record. NCBI's taxonomy places the organism in Eukaryota, Ciliophora, Oligohymenophorea, Peniculida, Parameciidae. Gene Ontology annotation, cellular component: Golgi membrane.